AUGCCUUCUCUGCUUGGUUCUCCAUCUGGUGGUUAUGGAGGGAUGCAUAUGCCAAAUACACCCUCCUCAUUGCCUCCAUUUUUUAUGCAAGUUUCAAAGCCACAACUCACACGAAUGACUAAUUUUUUGGGUGGAAAUCAAGCUUCUGCACUUUCAAUUCCUCUAAGAUCAAAUAGUGUGGAAUUGAGACUCUCUAGUCAAGUUAAUCAAACUCCUUCAUCUAGUAAGGAUGCAGAAAGAAACUCAGAUGUUAAAUUUCUUUCUCAUGAUCUUCCAAUAAAAACUCAUGAUUUUAUUGGAGGAAACCAACUUUUAACUGAUGCAAAUGUGUCUUCAUCGUCCACAACUGAAUCAACAUUAGAGGAACUUGACUUGAAUCUCAAACUUUAA
Molecule: messenger RNA, 390 nt
Organism: Vicia faba (fava bean)
Lineage: Eukaryota; Viridiplantae; Streptophyta; Magnoliopsida; Fabales; Fabaceae
Source: the annotation of a GenBank genome assembly